This is a messenger RNA of Closterium sp. NIES-65, 3894 nucleotides long. The record is from the annotation of a GenBank genome assembly. Lineage: Eukaryota; Viridiplantae; Streptophyta; Zygnematophyceae; Desmidiales; Closteriaceae.
AUGCCGGUUCAGCAACCGGCUCAGUGGGUGAUUCACGAGCAACCUGAAACUGAUUUUGACGGCCGGCAGGUGGUGCUCGUCGCUCAGCCGGCAAACGACGAUUCCUCGUCGGAUGAUGACGACAAUGUCGCGGAACGGGCGAUGCGAGCCGUAGGGCGGACCGCGCCGCCGACGUGUGUGCCGCAAGUCCUGUUCUCUGGUAGUGAUUCGCGCCGCGGCGCGGACGAGAUAAACGCUCAUCGACAUAGCCCCUCCUCCGCGAUCAUGCCGUUAGCUAUGACGUCAAAGGAGGUGCAACGCCAGUGGCAGGAGCUGUCAGCUCGAGUGGGGAUUCGGCGUUCCACCAGGCGGAAGUCGAAGCCCGCGCGUUCCGCGGAUGGGCAGCGUGCGGGGAGGAGCGGCGGAGGGGGCGGGGGGGCGUCGGUGAGCGAGGAGGUGUUCUCCCUGGGGAAGGGGUGGCUUGUCGACCCCGCCGCGCUCAUGGGCGGAGAGACGGGGGACGCGGAAGGGCGCGGGGGGGCGGAAAGGGGCAGGGGUGCAGACGGCGGAAGGGCGGUGAGCGCGGGGGGUGGGGGGAGUGAGGCGGUGGCAAUUGCAGGGCUGGAGCCUGGGAAGACGCGCAGCACACACAAGCUGCUCAAGCUUUCCUUCUCCUCCACCCGCCUCUCCCCAUCCCCCUCCUUCAUCCCCUCCCCUUCCCCGCCAUUCCUUCCCUCUCCCCCCUCCCCCCUGUCCCCUGCAGAACGUCUGAUGGGCCAACCGGGGGAGGCGUCUUCUGCACCCGCCCGACCGCAACAUGCGCCCAAUGAUAGAGGCCGCACCAACAGGGGGCGGCGUCUUCUGUCCCCUGCCGACCGCAACGUGCGCCCCAUGGUGGAGAUGGUGCGGUCGAUCGUAUCAGGCACCAACAGGGGGAGGCGGCUUCUCUCCCCCGCCGACCGCAACGUGCGGCCCAUGAUGGAGAUGGUGCGGGCGGCGGUGUUCGACAUGUUGCACGCGCUGCUAGACGCGCCACACCACCUGCCGACUGGCUCGCGCUGGCUGGAUCUAUACAGCGGCACGGGGAGCGUGGGGCUGGAAGCAAUGAGCCGAGGGUGCGGACAGGUGAGGAGAGUGGGGGCAUGCGGAGCAUGCGGGGCAUGGGAGGCAUGGGGGGCAUGCGGGGCAUGGGGGGCAUGGGGGGCAUGCGGGGCAUGGGGGGCAUGGGGGGCAUGCGGGGCAUGGGAGGUACCUGCCAGGCAGGCAGCCGGCUCGCGCUUGCUGGACCUGCACAGCGGCACGGGGAGCGUUGGAUUGGAAGCAAUGAGCAGAGGAUGCGGACAGGGGUGCAUGGGAUCAUGGGGGCAUGGCCCAUGGGGGCAUGGCGUAUGGGGGCAUGGCGUAUGGGGGCAUGGCGUAUGGGGGCAUGGCGUAUGGGGGCAUGGCCCAUGGGGGCAUGGCCCAUGGGGGCAUGGCGUAUGGGGGCAUGGCGUAUGGGGGCAUGGCGUAUGGGGGCAUGGCCCAUGGGGGCAUGGCCCAUGGGGGCAUGGCGUAUGGGGGCAUGGCGUAUGGGGGCAUGGCGUAUGGGGGCAUGGCCUAUGGGGGCAUGGCCUAUGGGGGCAUGGCCCAUGGGGGCAUGGCCCAUGGGGCCAUGGCCUAUGGGGGCAUGGCGUAUGGGGGCAUGGCGUAUGGGGGCAUGGCGUAUGGGGGCAUGGCGUAUGGGGGCAUGGCGUAUGGGGGCAUGGCGUAUGGGGGCAUGGCCGUAUGGGGGCAUGGCGUAUGGGGGCAUGGCGUAUGGGGGCAUGGCGUAUGGGGGCAUGGCGUAUGGGGGCAUGGCGUAUGGGGGCAUGGCGUAUGGCCCAUGGGGGCAUGGCGUAUGGGGGCAUGGCGUAUGGGGGCAUGGCGUAUGGGGGCAUGGCGUAUGGGGGCAUGGCCCAUGGGGGCAUGGCCCAUGGGGGCAUGGCGUAUGGGGGCAUGGCGUAUGGGGGCAUGGCGUAUGGGGGCAUGGCCCAUGGGGGCAUGGCCCAUCGGGGCAUGGCGUAUGGGGGCAUGGCGUAUGGGGGCAUGGCGUAUGGGGGCAUGGCCUAUGGGGGCAUGGCCUAUGGGGGCAUGGCCCAUGGGGGCAUGGCCCAUGGGACCAUGGCCUAUGGGGGCAUGGCGUAUGGGGGCAUGGCGUAUGGGGGCAUGGCGUAUGGGGGCAUGGCGUAUGGGGGCAUGGCGUAUGGGGGCAUGGCGUAUGGGGGCAUGGCGUAUGGGGGCAUGGCGUAUGGGGGCAUGGCCCAUGGGGGCAUGGCGUAUGGGGGCAUGGCCCAUGGGGGCAUGGCGUAUGGGGGCAUGGCGUAUGGGGGCAUGGCGUAUGGGGGCAUGGCGUAUGGGGGCAUGGCCCAUGGGGGCAUGGCGUAUGGGGGCAUGGCGUAUGGGGGCAUGGCGUAUGGGGGCAUGGCGUAUGGGGGCAUGGCCCAUGGGGGCAUGGCGUAUGGGGGCAUGGCGUAUGGGGGCAUGGCGUAUGGGGGCAUGGCGUAUGGGGGCAUGGCGUAUGGGGGCAUGGCGUAUGGGGGCAUGGCCCAUGGGGGCAUGGCGUAUGGGGGCAUGGCGUAUGGGGGCAUGGCGUAUGGGGGCAUGGCGUAUGGGGGCAUGGCCCAUGGGGGCAUGGCGUAUGGGGGCAUGGCCCAUGGGGGCAUGGCCCAUGGGGGCAUGGCCCAUGGGGGCAUGGCCUAUGGGGGCAUGGCCCAUGGGGGCAUGGCCCAUGGGGGCAUGGCCUAUGGGGGCAUGGCCCAUGGGGGCAUGGCGUAUGGGGGCAUGGCGUAUGGCUAUGAUGCGAAAGACGCUCAGAGGACGCUGCGUCCUGCGUCUGGACGCAGCGGGUACAUGUUGGAGGAGGAUGGGGAGAGGGAGGUGGACGAGGACGACAUGAUGGUCGAUGAGUACAAGGGCCAGGAUGAGAAGGAUAGCGAGGAGGACGGGGAUGAUUUUUUUGCCUGCCCGGGGGUUUUUUUUGCCUGCCCGGGACUGCGUCUUUUGGCGUAUGGGGGCAUGGCGUAUGGGGGCAUGGCGUAUGGGGGCAUGGCGUAUGGGGGCAUGGCCCAUGGGGGCGUGGCCCAUGGGGGCAUGGCGUAUGGGGGCAUGGCGUAUGGGGGCAUGGCGUAUGGGGGCAUGGCGUAUGGGGGCAUGGCGUAUGGGGGCAUGGCGUAUGGGGGCAUGGCCCAUGGGGGCAUGGCGUAUGGGGGCAUGGCGUAUGGGGGCAUGGCGUAUGGGGGCAUGGCGUAUGGGGGCAUGGCCCAUGGGGGCAUGGCGUAUGGGGGCAUGGCCCAUGGGGGCAUGGCCCAUGGGGGCAUGGCCCAUGGGGGCAUGGCCUAUGGGGGCAUGGCCCAUGGGGGCAUGGCCCAUGGGGGCAUGGCCUAUGGGGGCAUGGCCCAUGGGGGCAUGGCGUAUGGGGGCAUGGCGUAUGGGGGCAUGGCGUAUGGGGGCAUGGCGUAUGGCUAUGAUGCGAAAGACGCUCAGAGGACGCUGCGUCCUGCGUCUGGACGCAGCGCGUAUGGGGGCAUGGCGUAUGGGGGCAUGGCGUAUGGGGGCAUGGCGUAUGGGGGCAUGGCCCAUGGGGGCGUGGCCCAUGGGGGCAUGGCGUAUGGGGGCAUGGCGUAUGGGGGCAUGGCGUAUGGGGGCAUGGCGUAUGGGGGCAUGGCGUAUGGGGGCAUGGCCCAUGGGGGCAUGGCCCAUGGGGGCAUGGCGUAUGGGGGCAUGGCGUAUGGGGGUAUGGCGUAUGGGGGCAUGGCGUAUGGGGGCAUGGCGUAUGGGGGCAUGGUGUGGGCAGCACUGGGUGCUGGCGCUGAGAAGUUCACUCAUGGCCAUGAGGCCAUGAGCCGAGGGUGCACACAGGCUGCGGUUGGAGGCGGGCAGGUGAAGGUGAAGGGGUGA